Acanthisitta chloris (rifleman) is the source of this 2157-nucleotide messenger RNA. It is a transcript of the gene DNAJC10, whose product is annotated as DnaJ (Hsp40) homolog, subfamily C, member 10. The annotation marks the transcript as partial. The record is from RefSeq and is a predicted model, not a curated record. The transcript has 16 exons. Lineage: Eukaryota; Metazoa; Chordata; Aves; Passeriformes; Acanthisittidae.
GAAAUUUUGUUAAUGCCAUUGAAACCUCAUUUGCUUCUGGCAUUGGUUGGCUGAUCACCUUCUGUGCUGAGCAUGGGGAUUGCUUGAGUUACCAGACACGCCUCAAGCUAGCUGGCAUGUUGGAAGGUCUUGCUAAUGUAGGCUGGAUGGACUGUGGCACCCAGGGUGAGCUUUGUGAUAAUUUAGAUGUCUCAUCUAGUACUACAGCAUACUUUCCACCUGGAGCCACCAUAAAUAACAAAGAGAAAGGAGGUGUUUUGUUUCUUAACUCCUUGGAUGCCAGAGAAAUAUAUCAGGAAGUAAUGCAGCAUCUACCAGACUUUGAAAUUAUCUCUGCAGAAUCAUUAGAGGACCGUUUGGCUCAUCACCGGUGGCUGCUUUUCUUCCAGUUUGGGGACAGUGAUAAAUCAAAUGUACAGGAAUUUAAGAAACUUAAAUUUUUACUUAAAGAUGAACAUAUUCAGGUUGGCAGGUUUGACUGUCUUUCCUCACCCACCAUCUGCAACAAACUGUAUGUCUAUCAGCCUUGUUUAGCAGUCUUCAAAGGAAAAGGGACUGGCGAUUAUGAAAUUCAUCAUGGAAAGAAAAUCUUAUAUGACAUUGUUGCAUUUGCCAAAGAAAGUGUUAACUCCCAUGUCAUCACACUGGGACCUCAGAAUUUUCCUGACAAAGAGAAGGAACCAUGGCUUGUGGAUUUCUUUGCACCGUGGUGUCCUCCAUGUCGAGCUUUGUUACCAGAGCUGAGAAAAGCAUCAAAACAUCUUUAUGGUCAGCUUAAAUUUGGAACACUAGACUGUACCGUCCACGAAGGGCUUUGCAAUAUGCAUAACAUUCGAGCUUAUCCAACAACAGUUGUGUUCAAUCAGUCUGAUGUUCAUGAAUAUGAAGGACAUCACUCUGCUGAGCAGAUCUUGGAGUUUAUAGAGGAUCUUAGGAAUCCAUCUGUGGUCUCCCUAACACCAGAGACAUUUGUUGAAUUAGUUCAGAGAAGAAAACGAGAGGAAAUCUGGAUGGUUGACUUCUACGCUCCGUGGUGUGGACCUUGUCAGGCUUUAAUGCCAGAAUGGAAAAAAAUGGCCAGGAUGUUAAAUGGAUUAAUCAGUGUAGGUAGUGUGGAUUGUCAAAAAUAUUAUUCUUUCUGUCACCAAGAAAGUGUUCGUGGAUAUCCAGAAAUAAGCCUCUUUCCCCAAAAAUCAAACACAGCUCAUCAUUAUUAUAGCUACAAUGGAUGGCACAGAGAUUCGUACUCACUGAGAGGUUGGGCAUUAGGAUAUUUGCCACAAGUGUCUGUAGACCUCACUCCUCAGAGCUUCACAGAAAAGGUUCUGAAUGGGAAAGAUCACUGGGUCAUCGAUUUUUAUGCUCCUUGGUGUGGACCUUGCCAGAAUUUUGCUCCUGAAUUUGAGAUCCUUGCACGGGCCAUCAAAGGAAAAGUAAAAGCUGGAAAAGUAGACUGUCAGGCAUAUGCUCACACCUGUCAAACUGCUGACAUCAGAGCCUAUCCUACUGUUAAGUUUUACCCCUACCAAGGAGCAAAGAAAAAUAUUCUUGGGGAAUACAUAGACAGCCGAGAUGCAAAAGGUAUUGCCGACAUUUUGAAUGAGAAAUUAGAAGCAAUGCAAAAUAAAGGAAAAAGAAAAAAAUCUAGAAAUAAGGAUGAACUCUGACUGGUACAGAAGGUAGAUAUGAUUCAAAAUAUUCUGAAGCUGUGAAUUUAGAAGACACCACAAGGAAAAUAUAAGGAUGAUUAAUUUCAUGGCAGGACAAGAGAGAUGAAAACUAGUUUGAGUUCCCAGGCAUAUGUGACUGUAUGAAUUCUGUUAAACUGUGUGGAGAUGAAUACAUUUUGGUUUUGGUGGAGGCAUUCAAUGUUUCUGCAUGUCCUUCUUCGGAUAGACCAGCUCCCUUCUUCCUGGUAAAACAUUGGAGUUGACCAGAUAAUGUGGACUGUAUCACUUUUGCCUACCCAUUUAACUAGUUCCUUAUAUUUUUUUCUGUCUCUCUUCAAUUGCUUUUUGAAUGUGGCACUCAGCCUAUGGCUGAAUAUGCACUCAAACCACUCUGCAAUGCAGAAACAUAAUGAGGGAUUGUCUAUUUGAAAGACAAAUGGUUGUACCUGAUGAUUAUUCUGCUUUGGGGUUGCAUUAUUGUUUAGUC